Molecule: messenger RNA, 1092 nt
Organism: Hylaeus volcanicus
Lineage: Eukaryota; Metazoa; Arthropoda; Insecta; Hymenoptera; Colletidae
Product: activator of basal transcription 1-like
Exons: 3
Coding region: 148-801 (217 amino acids)
Biological process (GO): endonucleolytic cleavage to generate mature 5'-end of SSU-rRNA from (SSU-rRNA, 5.8S rRNA, LSU-rRNA); endonucleolytic cleavage in ITS1 to separate SSU-rRNA from 5.8S rRNA and LSU-rRNA from tricistronic rRNA transcript (SSU-rRNA, 5.8S rRNA, LSU-rRNA); endonucleolytic cleavage in 5'-ETS of tricistronic rRNA transcript (SSU-rRNA, 5.8S rRNA, LSU-rRNA)
Cellular component (GO): nucleolus
Molecular function (GO): RNA binding
Source: RefSeq, a predicted model, not a curated record
UAUUGCGUCAUGCGUGCCGUCGUGUCGUUUCCAUGAAAGCGAGCAUAAUCGAACAUGAUAUGGUAUGUUUUGAAAUAUUUUUAAAUUGAAAACAACAACGCGAGUCUCGAAAACGGACAAAAAGUGGUUUAUAAAAGUCUCUGACAAAUGGAAAACAUUAAAAGCGAAGAAAUCGUAGAAGAGGAAAAUGCGACGCAGACAAAGACUCGAAAGAGAGGAAUUAUAUACUUAUCUAACAUACCCAAAUAUAUGAAUAUCACAAAAAUUCGCGAAUUACUUUCAGAAUAUGGAAAAAUUGGAAGAGUGUACUUGCAAUUAGCAGAAAAUGAAUUAGAACGAGAUGGGAAGAUAAAAAAGCGAAAGAAAGUUUGUGCAAAAUCAUUCACCGAAGGUUGGGUAGAAUUUGAAAGUAAGAAGGUAGCAAAAUAUGUUGCACUUACAUUGAAUAAUACACAAAUUUCAACUAGGAAAAAGAGCAAAUUCUACGAUGUUAUUUGGAAUAUAAAGUAUCUCCCAAGAUUCAAAUGGAUACACUUGAGCGAGCGUUUAGCAUAUGAGCGAGCAGUACGUAAACAAAGGCUUAGAGCAGAAAUUGCACAAGCUAAACGAGAAGCAAACUUCUUCUCCCACAACGUUGAUAGAAGUAAGAAAUUGCGUAAAAAGCAACAGCAACAAGAUGGAGAAAGUACAUUUGUACCACCUAUGAUAAAACAAAGGGACACAGAUGCUGAGAUUAGAAGCAGGAAAGAGAAUGAAUCUGCAACGGAUAGGACCGGCUUCUUGAAGUCUUUAUUUGGAUGAAACUUUUUAUUUGAGCAGAACAAAUGCCAAAGAGUACCUUUACAGUAAAAUAUACAAACAGUGCAAGUAUUACGAUUACCUUUUGAUACAAACAGAAUAAAACAUGCUGUGUUUUUGAACAAUCAUAGUUUGCGUCUUUCUGUUUCCUCUCUGUUUCAAAGGUUCAUUGUUAUCUACUCGCCUUAUCUGCUCGCAAUUACGGAUGAACAGAUUAGAGUAGACAUUUAAAAUGUAUAUGUCAUAUAUUUGAAUAAAGAAAAGGACGGAAGCUCCAUGCUGCUUCAAUAUUUA